Aspergillus nomiae NRRL 13137 is the source of this 872-nucleotide messenger RNA. Its product is annotated as ADP-ribosylation factor family protein. The record is from RefSeq and is a predicted model, not a curated record. Gene Ontology annotation, cellular component: Golgi apparatus; cytoplasm. Bases 217 to 765 code for a protein of 182 amino acids. Gene Ontology annotation, biological process: intracellular protein transport; vesicle-mediated transport. Lineage: Eukaryota; Fungi; Ascomycota; Eurotiomycetes; Eurotiales; Aspergillaceae. The transcript has 5 exons. Gene Ontology annotation, molecular function: GTP binding; GTPase activity.
UUCCCUUUUUCCUUCGUCAGUAUCGCACCACUGAACUGUUGGAAAACCACUCGUGAAAUCCCCGAAUUGAUCCUAUUGUCCAUUCAUCCCGAUUCCGUCAACAUCUACGCCGUCAAUCCAGCCAACACCAACCACUUCACACCUCCGCAACACCUCCCUUGAGCCCUCCCAUCUCCGAUUAAGGGUCGCGUUGUCUGGUUAAACAAAAACGCCAAUAUGGGUGGUUCAUUGUCGCGUCUAUGGUCCUUCCUCUGGACAAAGAAGGAAAUCCGUAUUCUCAUCUUAGGUCUCGAUAAUGCUGGAAAGACUACACUCCUGUACAGAAUGAAGAUCGGCGAGGUCGUCACAACGAUACCUACUAUCGGUUUCAAUGUUGAGUCGGUCACAUAUAGAAAUUUGAAUUUCAACGUCUGGGAUCUUGGAGGUCAAACAUCGAUCCGGCCAUACUGGCGAUGCUACUACGCUAACACCGCUGCUGUUAUCUUCGUCAUCGACUCUACAGAUAUUGAACGAUUGGGCACAGCUGCAGAUGAGCUUGCGGCCAUGUUAAAUGAGGAGGAACUUAGCGAGGCCGCCCUGCUGGUAUUCGCUAACAAGCAAGACCAGCCGGGCGCCAAGGGAGCUGGAGAGAUCUCGGAGGCUCUGAAGCUUGGCGAACUGCGAGACAGAAACUGGAGUAUCGUGGCGUGUUCGGCUAUUGAUGGUAAGGGUCUUAACGAAGGCAUGGAUUGGUUGGUGCAAACACUUCAAUCAGAGAACGCAUAAGCGCUGGCGUCAAUGUGUCAUGCAAUAGAUUUUGGUUUUGGUAUAUCUCCUCGACCGUACAUGAGUGGGCUUCUUAAACGUGCGUUCACCGCAUCUGAAAAGCUCAC